Molecule: messenger RNA, 2242 nt
Organism: Hyalella azteca
Lineage: Eukaryota; Metazoa; Arthropoda; Malacostraca; Amphipoda; Hyalellidae
Product: fibrinogen C domain-containing protein 1-A-like
Exons: 7
Coding region: 449-1963 (504 amino acids)
Source: RefSeq, a predicted model, not a curated record
AAUUCUAAAUUUAUUUAUUUAAUUCGAUAGAAAAUAUUCUUCAAGAAAACUGUAGGAAAGCAAAAAUUGAUUUCUCCUUGAGUAUUCUUCAAAUGGCCUUGUCACUUUGACUAAAUGCAUCUAAAUUUUAAAGGAGAUUACAAAAGUAAUUGGUAUGGGAUCACCAACUGCAUCACGUAGUUAAAAAAUUUGACGUUGCCAAGAUAUUCUUAUUACGUGAUUACAAUUUUUAACACAAAGCUGAGAGGGCGCUACACUUGAUAAACACCUCCUCUAAAGCCAUCGAAAACUUCAUUCUAUGUGCCCGAUUUUUGCGGAAAAUUUUGUGUAGAAAAAGUGAUCAGUUAAAUAAGAGAAGAAGAAAAAUAAGUCAACGAGCCGCUCACUAGUUAUUUAAUUUAGCAACAAUAUAACUGAAUCUCACGAAAAUUACUGAAAAUCAAGCAAAAUGAGAACUCGCGUGCUGAAAAAGUCUCAGUCAACUCCGUUUGAUUUCACUGCAAUUUUCAGUAUCGAACAGAUGAGUUCGUAUCCAAGGUUAUUAUAUUUUUUCAAAAAUAUCGAGUUCUCACGAACAGAGAAAAUUGCUUUGGUAGUUUUACUGUUGUUGCUGCUGUGCUUUGGUUCAGCAUCUGCAGAAGAGAGCAUCAGCGAUGGAAGCAGACCAAAACAGUCUGGCCAGCCGCUGCGGGUAGUGCCAAUUUCUCAGCAUAUUGACCGCACGGUUCGUAAUUCUCUCAAGACGAUACUGCCAGCCAUAAGUGCGAGAUUUUGGUCGCAGUUGCAGCUGGUGAAGCGUGAACUCAGGAAUGACAUGCGGCGGAUGACACAUCUUCUUGAACAAGUCGCAGGCAUUGCCCAAGCGCAGCCUGUCGGCGACCUCCAUAAGGACAUCAAUAGGAGAACGGGUGGAGGUCAUCUCCAAACGAGCGGCCUGGAAGUACCUCCAGAAACAGACGAGACCUCAAACGAAAAAAUAAACCUUAGAGAAGAAGAUAUGCGAGCUACAGAGCAGUGGACCUCCGUGGCUUUUGAACGGAAUCUCACAGAAACGGUGGCGAAGUUGGAGAAGUUACUGACAGAAGGACUAGUGACGCUCACGGAGGGAUGCGUUAGGGAAGUCGAAGAAAAUAAUCAGGCUGUGAUUGACCGUCAGAGAGACAUCCUCAGGUCUCUGGAGCGCCUCCAUGCUCGAGUGGACCGUCUUGAUGGCAGGAGUCCGACAGCCGUACUGCCCAGCUUGCCCUUCCUGCCCAGCAGCCAGGUUUUGGAUCCUCCUCGUGAAUGCCGCGAGGCUCAGCAGCGCCGGGCUGCGGGUACGGACGGCGUCACUCUCAUCUCGCCAAAGCGUCCGCUUGAAGAUAAGCCUCGACGCGUGCGUUGUGACCAGACCACGUCAGGGGGCGGGUGGACUGUCAUGCUUCAUCGGCAACAGCAGGAGCAACAGCUCAACUUCCGCAGAGACUGGCGGGAGUACGAAGAAGGCUUCGGUGACCCCAGUGGAGAAUACUGGAUAGGCUUGAAGACUUUGCACGAGCUCACCCGUUCCAACCCCUUCGAACUGCUCGUGGUGAUGGCGAUCGGGGACGAAAAAGCCUCAAGCUUCUACUCAAAUUUCAGUGUGGGUAGCAGUUCUUCGCCAGGCCGUGGCUACAGACUCAGGGUCUCCGACUAUCACCACAACAGCACGGGCGGCGACGCGCUGUCUUACCACAGCGGUAUGCCCUUCACCACAUAUGAUGCCGACAAUGAUAUUGCUAAAGGAGGCAGUUGCUCGCUGUGGUGCGGCGGAGGAGGUUGGUGGUACAACUACUGCUUCUACGCUAACCCCACGGGGGUGUAUCCUCCCCCCAGCCUCACCAGGACCACGGAAGGGGAUGCGUACCUCGAGUGGAGGACUUGGCAAGGAUACUAUGCGUAUUUGACGCAACUCACCAUGAUGAUCAGACCGAAGACCCACUGAACCUACCCAAUUAAUUGUCAUUCUCGUGGUGUGAAUUGAACCUUUUGUGACAAAUAGUCGUUCCAGUAUUUCUAAGAACAGAUUUUGAUACAGGGAGCCACUGAUAAACUAGACGUAUCGCUGUUCACAAAAUGAAACUUUCGAUUACGACACGAGAGAUUGAUAGUAACGAGCGCCAAAUGAGUCGAGUUCGUGGAGACGACCAGCUAACAGGUCGUAGAGUUAAUGUCUGAGUUAUGUUGAAUUUUUAUUAUGAUAAUUUACAGAAUGACGACGAAA